Molecule: messenger RNA, 3160 nt
Organism: Drosophila persimilis
Lineage: Eukaryota; Metazoa; Arthropoda; Insecta; Diptera; Drosophilidae
Gene: Hr39
Product: nuclear hormone receptor FTZ-F1 beta
Exons: 6
Coding region: 118-2700 (860 amino acids)
Biological process (GO): regulation of transcription by RNA polymerase II; tissue development; hormone-mediated signaling pathway
Cellular component (GO): RNA polymerase II transcription regulator complex
Molecular function (GO): zinc ion binding; RNA polymerase II cis-regulatory region sequence-specific DNA binding; nuclear receptor activity
Source: RefSeq, a predicted model, not a curated record
AUUUUUACAAAUUGCACAAUUGAGAAACAAAAGUCUUUUUGAUACAUAGAAUAUUUUGAUAAGGAAGGACGGAAGGAAGGAAACCGCCCCCCGAAAUCCAUUAAAAUUGCAGCAGCCAUGCCGAAUAUGUCUAGCAUUAAGGCCGAGCAGCAGAGUGCCCCAAUCGGGGGCACAGGCAGCUACCAACUACCCGUGAACAUGUGCACCAGCAGCAGCAACAGCAGCGCGAUGACGAUGACGACGACGACAGGAUCGGCGACGCCGUCGCGUCACAAUGUGUCCGUGACGAACAUUAAAUGUGAAUUAGAGGAGCUUCCCACGCCGAAUGGCAAUCUGGUGCCGGUCAUCGCCAACUAUAAUCAUGGCAGCCUGAGGAUACCCCUCAGUGGGCAGCCACACACCGCGGAGGAAGAGUCGGACUCCGAGGCGGAGCUCACGAAUAUCGAGAACCUGAAGGUGCGCCGGCGGGCGGCGGAUAAGAACGGACCCCGACCCAUGUCCUGGGAGGGGGAACUGAGCGAACCCGAGGAGAACGGAGGCAGCUGUGGCGGAGGAGGGGCAGAGCUGAUGGAAACGGAGACGGUGAUCAAGAGUGAGGUGUGCAGCACGUCGACGCCCAUUCAGGCGGCGUCCACCACCUGCCCCACGAUGCAGCCGAUCAAAACGGAGCUGGAGAACAUUGCCGGAGAGCUGCAGCAUCAUCCGCGAAGCAACGCCUAUCCGGUGUCCAGCUGCAACGGUCCCGCGAAACUGAAGCUGGCGCCCACCCAGAGCGAUCCGAUCAAUCUCAAGUAUGAGCCCCCCCUGGGGGACAACAACUCCCCGCUGCUGACGACCCGCAACAAGUCGAACAGUGGGGGACACCUGCCGCUGCCAGCGAAUCCCAGUCCCGACUCUGCCAUACAUUCCGUCUACACCCACAGCUCACCGUCGCAGUCGCCGCUGACGUCGCGGCAUGCACCGUACACGCCGUCGCUGAGUCGCAACAACAGCGACGCCUCGCACAGCAGUUGCUACAGCUACAGCUCGGAGUUCAGUCCGACGCACUCGCCGAUUCAGGCGCGGCAUGCCCCACCGGCGGGAUCCAUGUAUCCCGGCAGCGGAUCCGCGGCAGGAAACGGAGGAGCCGGAAGCAGCUACGGGAACGGCGUGCAUCAUCAUGGUAUGCUGUACAGGCCGCUCAAAGCGGAGGCCUCCUCAACGGGUGGAUCGAGCCAGGAGUCGGCACAAAAUCUCAGCAUGGACUCGGCUUCCAGUGCCAUGGAUCCGCUAGGAUCGGGCUCGCUGCCCGCCUCCCCGGCCGGGAUCUCCCGCCAGCAGCUGAUCAACUCCCCCUGCCCGAUCUGUGGGGACAAGAUCAGUGGCUUCCACUAUGGCAUCUUCUCCUGCGAGUCCUGCAAGGGUUUCUUCAAGCGCACCGUCCAGAAUCGCAAGAACUACGUGUGCGUCCGUGGGGGACCCUGCCAGGUGAGCAUUUCCACGCGCAAAAAGUGCCCUGCCUGUCGGUUCGAGAAGUGCCUGCAGAAGGGCAUGAAACUGGAGGCCAUACGCGAGGAUCGCACCCGUGGCGGUCGCUCCACCUAUCAAUGCUCCUACACGCUGCCCAAUUCGAUGUUGAGUCCGCUCUUGAGUCCGGAUCAGGCGGUGGCAGCCGCUGCGGUAGCUUCAGUGGCCAAUCAUCAGCACCAGCACCAGCAGCAUCAUCAGCACCAGCAUCAACAGCAGAGACUCCAGCAGCAGAUGAAUGGCUUUUCAGGGUCGACAUCCCUGCCGGCGAGUCCCAGUCUGGGAGGAGCAUCCAUCAAAACAGAGGAAUCCGAGGCGAAGACAUUAAGAGCGAGCAGUAUUCCAACGCUAUUGCAGGAAAUCAUGGAUGUUGAACAUCUUUGGCAGUACACCGAUGCAGAGCUGGCCCGCAUCAAUCAGCCAUUGUCCGCCUUUGCCUCUGGUGGCAGCUCCUCAUCAUCAUCGUCGUCGUCUGCCGCCUCAACGGCACACCAGAACCACCAACAGCAGCAGCAGCAGCAACAGCCGCAUCAGCACCAGCAGCAGCAAUUGACCAACCCACUGCUGGCCAGUGCCGGUCUCUCGUCCAACGGGGAGAAUGCCAAUCCCGAUCUGAUUGCUCAUCUCUGCAAUGUGGCCGAUCAUCGUCUCUACAAGAUUGUCAAAUGGUGCAAGAGUCUGCCGCUCUUUAAGAACAUUUCGAUCGAUGAUCAAAUCUGUUUGCUGAUCAAUUCGUGGUGCGAACUGUUGCUCUUCUCCUGCUGUUUCCGUUCGAUUGAUACGCCCGGGGAGAUAAAGAUGUCCCAAGGCAGAAAGAUAACACUAUCACAGGCCAAAACGAAUGGGCUUCAGACCUGCAUCGAACGCAUGCUCAAUCUGACGGACCAUUUGAGGCGUCUGCGCGUGGACCGCUACGAAUAUGUUGCCAUGAAGGUGAUAGUGCUGCUGCAGUCAGACACCUCAGAGCUGCAUGAGGCGGUGAAAGUGCGGGAGUGCCAGGAGAAGGCAUUGCAGGGCCUGCAGGCCUAUACGCUGGCCCACUAUCCGGAUACGCCUUCCAAGUUUGGAGAGCUGCUGCUGCGUAUACCCGACCUGCAGCGCACAUGUCAGCUGGGCAAGGAAAUGCUGACGAUCAAGACACGCGAUGGAGCUGACUUCAAUUUGCUGAUGGAGCUGUUGCGCGGAGAACAUUGACAAUUGUUGACGGCGACAAAGUUUUACAUAUUUAGUAUUAGAUAUAUCUAUUGUAGGGUUAAGUGCUCUACCUAUAAGCUCUGAAAACAUGUGCCUAAAAACCCAAAGCCGCAACAGCAGUCGUCGCCGCAGACGGGAUCCGAUCCGCGACCCCUCCCAAGCAUUGACCCGAAACUAUGCGCAAAAAUUGCCAAAUUUUUAUACACGAACUAUACAUAUUUUGAUAUACUCGUUUGAUGAAUGCCAUGUGCUGGAAGGGCGGGAGGACCGCCCCGCGCGCGUUGCCCUGUCUGUUGCUGGCUUUUGAGUUUCCAGUAAGAAGAAAAGAAACAAUUAUAUAACGUUUUUCGCUAUAUAUGAAUGAUAUAUAUACCGAUGACUUAUGUAUAGAGUAAACUAAAGCACACAAUGGAAAAUGAAAAGACUAAGAAAAUUUAUUUAAAAAAUUACUACGUAUAAA